Fimicolochytrium jonesii is the source of this 2037-nucleotide messenger RNA. RefSeq lists its product as uncharacterized. Lineage: Eukaryota; Fungi; Chytridiomycota; Chytridiomycetes; Spizellomycetales; Powellomycetaceae. The transcript is spliced from 3 exons. The coding region runs from base 281 to 1978 and encodes 565 amino acids. The record is from RefSeq and is a predicted model, not a curated record.
GAUAGACUGCUGAGGGCAUUGGUGACGGGGAAUGGGCUGGAGGAGAGGGAUGCGGUUGCGGUGAGGCAGUUUCCGGAGAAGGGGGUUGGGAUUGUGGAUUUGGUUAUUGUUAUUGAGGCGCAUGUGAAAUCCGCAGCGUCUGACGCUCCACCAUCACCUACAGCGCCGCAAAACACCAUACCGUAUACCCUCUUGACCAAUCUGAUCUUCUCGGCAUUGCAGCAAGGCAUGGACGGGUCAGCGGCAACACCGGGUGAACCGGCUACGGGACUCUCGUACGAUGCACGGCUGCGAUUCAUCCCCAACAUCACCAACAGCACCCAUAGCGCCGAUGGGCGAUAAAGCCAUGGGACUACUAUCCCAUGAAGUGGAGCGAGAUGCCGCGCAUGAUCUGUGGAAAGCCGCCACCUCGCCGAACUCACAGAUAUCGCCGAAAGAGGACUCGCCAGUGACAUCCACAACAUCAAACGACUCCCCAACCUCCCGAUGGCUGAAAAUGGGGUUAGUAACCCUCGCGUCCGGGUUGAUGAUAGGCGCUACAGGCGGCUUAGCAGCGCCGUACAUUGCGCCUUCCCUCGCAACCCUCUUUGCAAGCAUGGGCCUGACCAUCGGCGUCACAACAACAGGAGUCGGGGCCUUGUUCGGGGUCGUAGGCGGCGGCCUGACCGCCUACACUCUUGCACAAGACAGCGGGAUCAAAGAGUUCAGGUUCCACCCCGUCAUCACGCAACCGAAGAACAGCCCGGCGUUGCAUGUCAUUGUUGCGGUGUCCGGGUGGGGCGCGGAUAUAUCAGAUCUGUAUGACCCGUGGUCGAUUGUCCCGGUCUUUGCGCCCUUUUCGGAAGUCACGGCGGUGAUAUGCGAGCCGGAGAUCCCGGUGGAUCUGGGACGGAUGCUGGAGUCGCAUCGGGAUACGCAUGCACGACGACGUAGUCAGCCGGCGGAGGAGACGCAGGCGGAGUAUAUCCACCAACCCACCGAGCCUGACCCGGAUUUCAUCGAACACACCGACCUGAAACCCUGGCGACCGCAUCACGACUCUGCCCAAUCCCUCUCAUACAGCCUACACACCGCCUGGCUCCUCGCCCUCGAAACCGCCCCCAAAGCCGGGCGGCACCUCGCCUACAUUCUCGCUUCCAAAACCCACGGCUCGCGACCUGUGACACUUAUAGGCACGUCCAUCGGCGCACUGACGAUUUUCGAAUGCCUGGUUGAACUCGGCCACCGCCGCGCGGUCGGGAUAGUCGAUUCGGUCUUCCUCCUCGGCGCACCUAUCGACGCCUCCUCGACCAACGCGUAUAAAUGGUGUCUGGCACGCACGGUUGUCGCGGGCCGGUUCGUGGUGGGGUAUUCCAUGAAAGAUAAGGAGUUGCGCGCGUUGAUGGCGCAGCCGGAGGAUGCGAAUGAGGAUACCGGUGUUCAGGCGGGGGUGGAUGUGACGGAUGUUGCGGGGCUUGGACCGGUGUUGAUUGAGUUACGGACGGUGUUGCCGACGGAUUUGUCCCCGGAUGAUCGGGAUUUUUUGGAAGAGGACGAUGAUGAGGCGGAGCCGGGAAGGCAGCAGGCGGAAGUAUCAAGCACCAGCACAUCGGAUCCCUUCGUCUCCUCAUUCGUGGGCCAGGAAUUGAAACCGCCCCAGGAUAUCACCCGUCCCGACUCUGCAACUUUCUCCGACAUCCUCCUCUCACCAAGCAUACCAACCGCAAAAGAACCAUCCACCGCUUUUGAACCGACCCACUCAUCCCUCCCCUGGCCCCCCCUCCACCGCACCCUCCCCCUCGAAAACGUCGACCUGUCACGUAUCAUCCACUACCAUAUCGACUACAGGGACCGGAUACACGCCGUGCUUAAUGCUGUGGGGUUUGAGCGUGCGCGACCGAGCGAGGGUGGGGCUGGGGAGGAGCGGGAGAGGGGGCAGGAGGAGGCGAGGGAGGAGAGGGAGGUGGGGGAGGUGCUUUGGGAUGCUGGGGCGGAGUAGGCGGUUUGUUCUGGCAUCCUUACAAACAUCAUAAUCUAGCGGAGAAUUGAUUUCGUAUU